Molecule: messenger RNA, 2593 nt
Organism: Pieris napi
Lineage: Eukaryota; Metazoa; Arthropoda; Insecta; Lepidoptera; Pieridae
Product: long-chain-fatty-acid--CoA ligase 5
Exons: 15
Coding region: 193-2421 (742 amino acids)
Biological process (GO): long-chain fatty acid metabolic process
Cellular component (GO): endoplasmic reticulum; membrane
Molecular function (GO): long-chain fatty acid-CoA ligase activity
Source: RefSeq, a predicted model, not a curated record
GGACGCGCAUUGUCGCAUCGGACUGCCGCCGCAACGGCCGCGCGUGAAUCUGCGCCCGCGACUGAGUAGUGAUCGUGUGAUUUCUGUUUGUGUUGGUCUGGAAUGUCGUAACGAUACCGCAUCGUGUUUUGUUGUAAUAUUGAAGAAAAAACAUGGAGUAAUAUAUUGACGAUAUAAUUGUGAGAAAUCAAAAUGGGUAGUGGAAAGUUUGGGUUCAACGGCAAAAAGGACAAAGUGGAGGAUAAGACUGAGUUUAGUGUUAAGGAGAAAUGUCGUAAAUUGAAGAAGAAACUUAAGAAGACUGAUGAAACACAGAAGACUGAAAGCGCGAAGGAGAAGACGAUUUGGUGGAACCAAUGCAGUGGACUGAGUGAAAUCGACCAGUACCUUUGGAUGGUAGGCGGUUCAGCUGGUGCCCUGGCUCUCACGGGCGUUGCAGCAGCGUCGGCCUUCUACCUCACCACACGCCCAAAGCCUGAGAAGCCACUCGUAACAUUACACGAACAAAGCUUACUGGAACCAGGUCCAGAAUUAGUUCGUGUAUCGAAAUUCUACAAAGAAGCAAAGAAUGGCAGGUUCUUGCGGUAUCUUCACGACGACACGCGCACGCUGUACGAGACUUUUCGCAGAGGUGUUAAAGAAUCAAAUAAUGGCAACUGUCUCGGUUGGCGCGACGGACCAAAUAAGCCGUACGUGUGGCAGACAUACAAUGAGACCCUUCUGCGGGCUAAAAACUUUGGUUCGGGCCUGCUAUGCCAAGGCGUUGCCCCGGGCCAAACCACCUUUGUCGGUAUUUACGCCCAAAAUUGUCCAGAGUGGAUCAUGACGGAGCAAGCUGCGUACUGCUAUUCGAUGGUUAUAGUUCCGUUAUAUGACACACUAGGAGCUAACGCUUGUGCCUUUAUUAUUAAUCAAACUGAAAUGUCCCUGGUGGUGUGUGAAGACGACAAGAAAGCUAAUUUACUACUGGAUGAAGCACCCAGGUGUCUUCGUAAAUUAAUCACGAUAAGAGAAGUGUCACCCUCUACACACCAAAGGGCAAGGAGUCGAGGCGUGGAGAUCUUAAAGUUCAGCGAUGUUGAAAUACAAGGAGCGCAGAAAGAUCAUCCUUGCAUUCCGCCCCAGCCAGAGAAUCUAUGUACCAUCUGUUACACGUCUGGAACGACAGGCAUGCCAAAGGGUGUUAUGCUGAGCCAUGAGAAUGUUGUGGCGUCCAUGUGCAGUGUCACAAUGCAGCUUGGUGAACACAGGCCCACGAAACACGAUGUGAUGAUUUCGUUCCUGCCACUCGCACAUAUGCUCGAGCGAUGUUGUGAGAACGCUCUUUACAUGGUAGGAGGGGCAGUUGGCUUUUAUAGCGGUGACAUUAGAAGACUGGCAGAUGACUUGGGCGCACUUAAACCCACCAUGAUGCCUGCUGUACCCAGACUCCUCAAUAGACUCUACGAUAAGGCACAGAGCGAAAUAGCCAGUUCCAAAAUCAAAAAACUUCUCUUUAAUAUGGCACUAUCGGCAAAGGAAUCUGAACUAAAAAGAGGCAUAAUUCGAUCAGACUCCGUGUGGGACAAGUUGGUGUUCCGCAAAGUGCGUGAAGGUAUGGGUGGGCGUCUCCGCAUCAUGGUGGUGGGAUCCGCGCCACUCGCCGGCAACGUGCUAACGUUCGCAAGAUGCGCCCUCGGAUGUCUGAUUGUCGAGGGUUACGGUCAGACGGAGUGCACGGCGCCGGUGACUUUGACAGUUCAGGGUGACCACGUGCCAGAACAUGUUGGGCCUCCCGUCGCUUGUUGUAAAGUGAAGUUGGUGGACGUCCCAGAAAUGGAGUACUAUGCGGCGCAGGGUCAGGGUGAGAUUUGCGUGCAGGGCGCAAAUGUCUUUAAGGGGUACUUCAAGGAGCCGGAGAAGACUAGGGAAGUGAUCGAUCAGUAUGGCUGGCACCACACUGGUGAUAUUGGCAAAUGGCUACCGAAUGGUACCUUAAAAAUAAUUGACAGAAGAAAACACAUUUUCAAAUUGUCGCAAGGCGAGUACAUUGUUCCUGAGAAGAUCGAGAAUAUUUAUAUCAAAAGCCAGUACGUUGAACAAGUUUUCGUACACGGAGAAUCAUUAAAGUCGUGUAUAGUAGCAGUAGUUGUACCUAAUGUUGAUGUGGUGAAGUGUUGGGCCCUCGAAAAUGGUAUCAAAGGUACCUUCUCCGCGCUGUGUGAGAAUGAGAAAGUGAAGAAAAUGAUAAUCGAAGACAUGUUGAAUCGGGGCAAACAGGCAGGCUUGAAAACCUUUGAACAAGUGAAAGACAUCUAUUUGCACCCAGAUCCAUUCUCAGUGCAGAACGGACUUUUAACUCCCACCCUGAAAGCGAAAAGACCCGAAAUCAAGAGUUAUUUCAAACCACAGAUUGAAGACAUGUACAAACAGUUAGAAUAGCGAAAGCUCUGAAAUGUUUAAUCUAUAUAAGUGUCAAAGAUACGUCAGCAAGAUAAGACCGGUCCUACAACAAUAUUUUUAUGACACAACACAUUUAGGCUACUUUAAUGAAUAGUUGAAGUAUGAGCUCUACAGUAUGUACUGUCUAAGACGUACUCUUGACAAGUGUCUA